AUGGAGAACCAUGGCCAAUAUGCCAAUCGCGGUCGCUCUCCGUCCGCGAGUGUGCAUAGCCGCAACGUCAGCCCAUCACCACAUCACUCCCCAUACCACAAUCCAAAUGCCGCGGGACUCAUGCUGAAUUCUUCUUCGUUAAUGACGACGACUACAACUACAUCAUACCCAUCCUCCUCCCUCGCGCCUGACUCGGAUAAUCCCGAUCUCUACAACGCCUUCUUAUCGCAUACGAGCACCUCCGCUGAUAAUACCAACAACCUCGUCGCGCAAAACGAGCAGUUCUCUUCUUCAUUCGCGGCGAGUUUUGCGGAUCAGUUGGACCAGUCGUCAACGCAUCAGGAGGGGAAUUAUUCAAGUCUGCUCAAUCCGAAUCCGAAUGAGUAUGAUUUUUCGCAGUAUGGGGUGGCCGCGGGUGACAAUAAUGCGGGCAUUCAAUCGGCCUUUGAUUCGUCGUAUUUGUUGGAUCAGCAGCAGCAACAACAACAACAACAGCAUAAUACGCAAAACGCUCAGUUGAUGGGUCAAGGGGAUAUGAGUCAGAUGGGAUCGCCUAAUAAUUUAUUAUCGCCUGAACAGCAUCACUCCUCUCCUGGUCAGAGUCAUACUUCACCGCCCAUCUCGUCCGGUCCUUUCUACUCUCCCAGACACUCUCGGAGUGCCUCCCUAGAUCCCAUGAGUGCAGCGUACAUGUCUAAUCAUAACCAGCCGCAAGAUUGGCAGAAUAUGCUGGAGAAUCACGCCUUUCAGAGUCAUCGACGUGCCCCCUCGGAACACUCUGAAGUCUCGUCCGUGUCCCAUUCGCCUUAUACCGGUCAUCAUGAGUCAUUCGAUGCUUUGGAUGGUGCGUCACCGUCCCUAGGAGCUCAGAAUGAUCCUGUGCUGUAUGACAAUACCUUGGCAAUGGAUAGUUUUACGCUUUCGGAGCAGCAGCAACAACAGCAGGGAUUGAGUCCUCAUCACAGCCCAUACGUCGCGCCGCAGGUACUGCCUCAAGACGUUAAUAGCGAUGCGUUUUUGUUAAGCGGGCAACAGAAUAUGACUCAGUUCCCUACUCUAUCUCAUGACAUAUAUACAGGACAGCCGGGUGAUGCAAUGCUUGCCGGUAUGCAAGCGCCAGACAUGUCGGGUGUUGAUUUGAAUCAGGUGAACAACAUGGUUCCGCCUCCGUCAAUCAAUGUGGAAUUCGCUCCUCCGUCUAGAGUGCCUAGCUUUGGUCCGAAUGGGGAGAAUGACUUUGACGCAUUGUCUCCACCAUCUCGAGGAUCCCGUGGACGAAGUAAAUCGGAUCCGUUUGGACGACCUCCGUCAGUUGGUCGACCUCACUCGCAGUCCGUAUCGUCGACAAGCAGUUUAGAUCCUGCAGUAGGUUCAUCUCCGCGAUCUCUUUCUCCGUUCGGCCCCAUGGGAGGGUCACGUAGCAAUCCAGGCUCGCGGGGCGUGUCGCCGGCAUCCAGAUCGGCUAUACGUAGACAGUCUACAUCUUCUAUAGAACGCAAGGUCAUUCUUGAUCUUGCUGACCCUCAGCGACCAGGUGCUACACCUGGCGAGUCAAAGAGGACUCAGAAACAUCCUGCCACGUUCCAGUGCAACCUUUGUCCUAAGAGGUUUACACGUGCAUAUAAUCUACGAUCUCAUCUUCGAACCCACACAGAUGAACGACCCUUUGUUUGUACCGUAUGCGGUAAAGCGUUUGCUCGACAACACGAUCGAAAGCGCCACGAAGGAUUGCAUUCAGGAGAGAAGAAAUUCGUAUGUCGCGGCGAUCUCGCUUCUGGUGGUCAAUGGGGCUGUGGCCGACGAUUCGCUCGAGCCGAUGCUCUGGGUCGUCAUUUUCGCUCAGAAGCUGGGCGUGCAUGUAUCAAGGCGUUGCUGGACGAAGAAGCCAUCGAACGCAGUCGAGCGUUUAUGGAACAACAGCAUCAACAACAGCAACAACAUCUACAACACGUCCCGCAGCCGAUGAUGAUUCCGGGUCUUGAUAACGGGCAGGGCGCGUUUACCCUGCCAGCUGCACUGCUAGCCCAAUAUCCUGCUCUACAAACUCUCCAAUGGGACCAAAUCGCAACAACAUCCGGGAACGAUGAUGUCAGUGAUAUAAGUGCUCGAAAUAGUUUUGACGCAAGCUCAGGCGGAGAGUUUGGAUUCGACGACGACGAUUUGAGUAUAAGUAGCUUUACAGCCGCGUCGAAUCAAGGCGCGAUAUACGGUGGUGGUGGUGGUAGUGGAAGUCAUCCUGGCUCGUCGCCGAAUUUUGGGCUAGAUGCCACCACAGAUCCGAAUUAUACGGGCCAGGAAUGGAGUUGA
Molecule: messenger RNA, 2307 nt
Organism: Talaromyces stipitatus ATCC 10500
Lineage: Eukaryota; Fungi; Ascomycota; Eurotiomycetes; Eurotiales; Trichocomaceae
Product: C2H2 transcription factor Crz1, putative
Exons: 2
Coding region: 1-2307 (768 amino acids)
Biological process (GO): regulation of transcription by RNA polymerase II
Cellular component (GO): nucleus
Molecular function (GO): RNA polymerase II cis-regulatory region sequence-specific DNA binding; DNA-binding transcription factor activity, RNA polymerase II-specific
Source: RefSeq, a predicted model, not a curated record